AUGUACAAAUAAGUUUAAUUUAAACUAAUAGAUGAUUAAUAUUAAUAGAUUGGAUUAUGUUAAGCAAUAUCGUUCAAUAAAGAUGGAUCAAUUAUGAUUUCAAGUGAUAGUAAUAUAAUUAAAAUUUGGAAUUUUGAAUAAGGAAGAUUCAAAUUAUCUAAUUCUAAUAUUUAGAAACAAAUAAUUUUAUUUCAGGUUUUGUAUAUUAUCAAAUUAUCUGUUGACAAUAAAUUAAACAAAAUGAAUGGAAGUUUUCAUAACCAUUCAAAUAAAAUACUGGUCGUGUUAAUUAUUUAAUAUUAAAUAAAUAACAAGAUCAACUUAUUUCUGGAGGGUGUGAUGAAAAAAUAAUAGUUUAGUAAGUAGGUUUUAGAAAGAAUGAGUUGACAUAUCUUUAUUCACUAGAUAAACAUAACAAUAGUGUUGAAUCACUCAGUUUAAAUUAAUCCAUCAUGUGGUUAUAGUCACUUUAUAAUAUGGGAGAAAGGAUUAUAAGGAAAAUGGGAAUUCAAAUAUAAAUAAAGUGUUUAAAGUGGACAUAAAAUACAUUUCAUUAAUGAUUAAUAAUUUAUUUGGGUUACAUUAGAUAAGUAAAUAAAUGAUAUUUUAGUAUUUGAAUUAUAGAAUGGAGUCUUUAAAUAGAAUUCAAAUAAAACUAUCACUUUAAUUAAAAAUGAUCAAUGUGAUGAUAUAUUAUUUCCAAUUAUACAUAAUAGAGAUAAAAAUGUGAUAUUGAUAAGACACAAAUAUCAUAUAUAUUUGAUUAGAUAAUUAAAUGAUGGCACAUUUAACAUUCUUGAAUCAUUAAAUUGUUAAACUAAAGAAACAUAUGGAACAAUGACCAAUAAUGGAUAAUAUUUAGUAUUUUGGGAUAACAAAUUUGAAAAAUACUCAUCAUAUGAGAUAUUAUAUAAAUGA
Paramecium primaurelia is the source of this 918-nucleotide messenger RNA. The record is from the annotation of a GenBank genome assembly. Lineage: Eukaryota; Ciliophora; Oligohymenophorea; Peniculida; Parameciidae.